Dunckerocampus dactyliophorus (ringed pipefish) is the source of this 3558-nucleotide messenger RNA. It is a transcript of the gene senp7, whose product is annotated as SUMO specific peptidase 7. Bases 187 to 3264 code for a protein of 1025 amino acids. Gene Ontology annotation, biological process: protein desumoylation. Gene Ontology annotation, molecular function: SUMO-specific endopeptidase activity. Gene Ontology annotation, cellular component: cytoplasm; nucleus. The record is from RefSeq and is a predicted model, not a curated record. The transcript is spliced from 23 exons. NCBI's taxonomy places the organism in Eukaryota, Metazoa, Chordata, Actinopteri, Syngnathiformes, Syngnathidae.
CCGGAUGUAGCAAUGGCCAUCUGGACAGCCUCUGAAUUCACAGCUAGCUAUCAGUAAAGGAGUGCGUAUCUUCAUUGUGCGGUGCAUUUGGAAAUGCUCACUGCAUAUAAGAUAAACAUCGCCAUAUAAAAGUCGAGUAAAGCGCCGGAACAUGCGUUGCUGCUGUGCCUUACCAGUUUGGGAAUCAUGAUGGACCAUCGAAAAGCCUUAACCUUCCCAUUUACGAUCGAUAGAGACAAGUUGAUGGACAAUCCACUCAGAAUCCCCAUGACAUUUCACUCCUCAGAGUGUGGAAGGUUAGAAAGAAAGGUGUCCUGGGCUGCCAUUCCCGGUUGCAAGCUCAAACAGUCGGACUUAAAGCUUAAAAGGGGAUCCAAGUCGUUUGAUCACAAUCAUGCAGCGCUGGUCAAAUGGGGAAUGGCCAGAGGGCAGCCUCGCCUGGUCCUGACAGAUGUGCUAAAGACAGACCUCGGCAAGGUGUACUUGAGCACUCAACAGGGUCGCACGUGUGGUAGUAAAGCCCAAACGACAAGCGUGAGGAGCUCGUGCAAGAAGCAGCCCACCAGCUGUCAAGGCCAGAGACCAACCAAGAACGAUGAGAGUAAGACACCAACUGCCAAAUGUGACCAGAAGAGCACAUCCACACCUCGUAAAAGGGGUAGACCCAGGAAGACGUUACUUCAUGUUGACAACAAGGAAGAAAGCAAAGGCGUUGCGGAGGGGGUACUCGGCAAUGAAAAUGGAGAGGACUACAGAGUAGUGGAUUGCGGCUUGUCCCUGAGUUGGAAUCCGGCUCAGGAUGCUGGAAAUGAGUUUUCCCCGACUCCAGUCAAAGACAUGGGGACCGAAGAGAGGAAUAAAGUUCAACAUUGUCAGAGGAAAAGAAAGAGCGCAUGGGUCAACGGCACAAGCACUCCCAAACGCCAUCGUGAAAGCGUGCUGCGGCUCACAGGGGAAGAUGGAAGAAAUGGAGGGCUGCCCCAGCCGCAUAUAUGUCCCAGUCAAGACAGGGAAGAGACCGACAGCUUGGACGGUAGCAUUGUGCAGUUCACGGUCGGGGCUGUGGACGGGACGCCCUGUCUUCUCCCAGUCAUCCGUCCUAAUUUGGAAAGCAGAAGCCGCGGUUUCAGGCGGUCGUCUUCACAAGAUAGCACGUCUCAGUCCAGCCAGGGGGAACCAAUUGUGUUGUCCAGUGAUGACGAGGAGAGCAGCGAGAUGGAAGAAGCAGGAGGACGAGUGCGGUCAUCAUCACAGGAAGCUGCAUCCAAGGAGCUAGAUGAUUCCAACUUACAGAAUGUAGAGGUGUUGCCUGUGGUUGUAGACGGGCCGGAAACAGUUGCUUCCAUGCCCAGAAUAGACACCUCUUUCCUGGGUGUGGCCUUCUGCUCCAUGUUUUGUGGAGGUUACCAAGGGAAGGCAAAUGGAAACCUCAUGAUAGCAAAUCAAAAAAUCAUCAUACCAUUGAAAGACGCAAACCACCACGCUGAGGUGACAGUGACCUUGGAGCGCAAGGAGAUGAGGAGGUACAGCGUUUGGGAGUCAGAGGAGCUGGCGGCCCGGGAUCUCUCCUGGGGGAGCAACAUUGGCACUGUGCUUUUGUUUUGUGUGACACAAAGCGCAGCGGCGGCGGUGCAGAGGGAACUUCUCAACCUGUGUGCCAAACGGGAUGAAGCCUCCAGCACUGAUAAAGUGAGCCCCUUCAUUGUGCUGAGCCUAAAGGACCCCGUUAUGGGCAUGGAAGGAGCUUUAUUGCGCUCUCUCUUGGAAAUAGACUGUCUCAACUGUCUGACAACCAUCGACACCUCUAUCGAUGCGCUAGACCUGAAGGACUACAUAAGUCCAAGUCUGUCACUGGACGAAUGUUUGGAGCUGAUCAAACGAAGCGCUCGAGACCCCCACUUGCUGCGGCGGCUCGGUGUGGACACCACAGAAUCUACAUCCGACACAGGCCGACAAAGUCCAUGUUUGGAUUUGGACACAAGCAGCCAACUCCAGCCGGAAGUCGAUACACUGACCGAGACGGCACCGGAUGCAGAAUCUGUGCUGGAGCUGAACACAUUUGACUUGCAGUUGUUCAAGGAGCUGAACAUGGCUUCCAUGGAGGAGGAGGAGAUGGACCCUGGGAUGCAGCACAGCCCAGGGGAAGAGCAUACACAGCAUGAUGGUCAACAACCCAACAAGGAGGACAAAGAGGAAGACAUUCCUCUGUACACACUGUGCCAGCGGAGAACCAAAGGAUCAUACACGGUCACCAUGUGUAAACCAGACUCUUCUUGGGUUAAAUACAAACAUCAGGGCCUGGGAAAAAGGUUGGUCCUGUUCCCUCCGCCCCCGUUGAAAGGUGGCAUCACAGUGACAAUGGAGGACCUGCAGUGUCUGGACAGUCGGCAGUACCUCAAUGACGUCAUCAUCGACUUCUACCUCAAGUACCUCCUCCACAAAUCGCCGCAGGCCAUCGCAGAGCGCUCGCACAUUUUCAGCAGCUUCUUUUACAAGCAGCUCACGCGUAGAGACAACGCCAGUGAGGGCAGCGCCACUGAAUCCUGUCAGAGGCAGAAGCGGCACCAGCGAGUGAAGACAUGGACACGGCAUGUGGACAUCUUCAAAAAGGACUUUGUGUUUGUUCCUGUUAAUCAGGAGGCUCAUUGGUAUUUGGUGGUCAUAUGCUUUCCUGGACUGGAGGAGCCCACAUUGGAGGCCAGGACAGGAAGUAGCCACAAUGGGACGAGUGAGCCGCCUGAGCAAGAUGAAGCAGGAGGGUCACAAAGAAGCUCGACUGACGCCACAGUGACGCCAUCAGUGUUGAACCGAAGCGACAUCGUAGACACAGGACAAGAGUCCGCCAAUGUCAUUCCGAGUCAAGUGAACUGCACAGAGAAGACCUGCCUUAGGACGAUGGUUUGUAAAAGGCCGUGUAUUCUCGUCAUGGACUCCCUCAAGCUGUCUCUUCACGAGCGCAUCUUCAAAGUGUUAAGAGAGUAUUUGCAGUCAGAAUGGGAGGUCCGUCGAGGGUCGUCGCGGGACUUUGGGCCGGACCAGAUGAAAAGCUCACACUGUCAAGUUCCUCUGCAGGACAACAGCAGCGACUGUGGCCUCUACUUGCUGCAGUAUGUGGAGAGUUUUCUCAAGGACCCCGUGGUGCACUUUGACCUGCCAUUACACCUGCAGCGCUGGUUUCCGCGUCAUCACGUGCGCGGUAAACGAGACGAAAUCCGCAAUCUGGUGCUGCGACUCUACCGACAGCAGAGCCUGAGCAAAAAGUAAGAGCAGGAGUCGUAGCACAAGGGAAUCCUCGCUCAUACUGAGCGACGCAUUUCAGCAUGAACUCCACCAAACUGAACUAUGGACUCAUCUCCUUGAACUGUGGACUCGUCUUCAUGAACAGUGGAGCCUCUCGGUCCUCAAGCUUUUUAUAGGAUGUUUUACUGUUAUUUUUUAUAGAUAUUUAAUUUCUACAUGCGAUCACCACGUCAAACUAAAGUGUGUUCAAGGUGUAACAUGUUCCAAAUGUAGUUUGUGUAACAUAAAGCUGUUUUAUCUCGAAAUCAUUUUAUUUCA